This is a messenger RNA of Purpureocillium lilacinum, 498 nucleotides long. The record is from RefSeq and is a predicted model, not a curated record. Lineage: Eukaryota; Fungi; Ascomycota; Sordariomycetes; Hypocreales; Ophiocordycipitaceae.
AUGCACGCAUGCUCGUCGUAUAACAUGACCUCACCGACGACACAGGCGCGGUCUAUCUCCUCCAAUGUUCCGUCGAGACAAUCGCCAUCACAACUACCGUACCUACAUACCUACCUCCCUUACCUACCUUGGAGCUCCUCUCGCGACGCACGCAGUAGUAAAGAGCAGAAGAAGACCUCGUCCCACCAAGUCGCACAUUCUUAUUCACUCAUACACAUUCACACAUACAGACACACGCACGCACGCACACGCACAUGCCCCAAUCAAAUCCACAUGGCACCCGCCCGCGCGCCCGCCCGUCCACCCGCCAGGAUCAAUCAAUCCCCGUCACCAGGUAUCCAUCUAUCCAGGCAUCUAGGGUCCUGCUUCUGCUUCGCCGCGCUCCUCCUCCUGAACCCCCCUCACGCCGGAGGAUCGAAGCUGCGACCCCCGAGCCAGACGCCAUUCCCGCAAGAAAAAAAAAGGAAAGAGCUGCGCCCCGAUUUGGCUGGGCUCUAA